GAGCUUGAUGUGACCUCACCUAUGGAGACUCUUCAAGCCAUUGCUAAGAAAGCCGUUGAGAUCUACGGUGGCGUCGACGUUAUCAUUAACAACGCAGGUUUCAUGAGGAUAGGGGACUCUCGAGGAGUGCAGGCAUGUAUUUAUUUCGAUGAAGUUGAUUGAAAUUGAUCGGGUCCCUAGUCCCGCCGAAACUCUGGGGCAAUUCAACACCAAUGUAUUCGGCCCUAUGAACAUCAAUCCACACAUGCGAGAGCGCAAGACCGGAACUAUCAUCUGGGUUGGUUCUGCUGCUGUGGAUACCCUACCGUCGGUGAUUAUGCCGCCACGAAGGCCGCCGUUAGUGGACUGUCCGAGAGUUUGCAUCGAACCUGGUUACUUCCGUACCGAUUUCCUAAAUCCCUACAGGACGGGCUCGGACGUGACUCAUAUCAAAACCUAUAGGGAGGUCAACAAAGCUAGCGAGGAGAUGUUUAGUGCUGUGAACGGUAACCAGCCCGGAGACCCCGAGCUGACCGUCAAUGCAGUCAUUGAUAUCGUCAAGGGCGAAGGUCUCGCGAAGGGCAAGGCCUUCCCCACUGUAGUGUCUUUGGGAGGCAGUGGCUAUGACAUCGUCGGUGGUGCUUGCACCGGCUUGGUUGGGUUGGAGACUUGGAAGGAUCUUACUUCGAGCGUUGACUUUCCCCAAGGAGCAUGAGCUUUAGCAUAUCAAUCCGUACCGUCGUGGUGGGAUCAGAACUAUCAAUAUGGAUAGGUGCACGCGCAAGAGGGACAUUGAAUACAUUGCGUUGGAUGAC
Molecule: messenger RNA, 794 nt
Organism: Somion occarium
Lineage: Eukaryota; Fungi; Basidiomycota; Agaricomycetes; Polyporales; Cerrenaceae
Source: the annotation of a GenBank genome assembly